GGGAUUGCAGCUGUUUCAUGUGGGGCAGCAGUGCUGGCAGGGAAGCCGGCCGGGAGCGGCCGGGAGCGGGAGCCCGGCGUGUGCGCGCGGCUGGAGGCUCGCUGGGGCUCCGCUCCCCCGCGAGAGCUAUUGUUGGUCUCGCUGGAGCUGAGGGCAGAACCGGGACCCGCUCCUUCCCGGACGCCGCCGAGAGCGAGCGGAGCCACCCGCGCGGCGCCUGCCUCCCUGCCGUCCUCCUCCCCGCUUCCCCCGCGGUGGCAAGCCUGCAGCCACGAUGGAGAAACCAAGACUGAGAGCGGGCUAGUGAUUUCUUGGACAGUUGGGCAGUAGAAAGCAUCCCACCCUGUCCUCCAGGAUCCAAUGACAUUGGAGAGAGGGCUGCAGGACCUGCAGACACCAACUCUUCCCAAAGUGUUGACAUGGAGCCAGGUAGACUGAAAUUACCAUGUAUCCAAAUUAAAAUUGCAUACUUCAAGGAUUAUUUGAAGGACUAUUCUUAGACCCUUUUAAGAAGAUUUAAAGAAAAACCACCUGGCCCUGAGUGCCUCAAGGGCCCAGUUUGUGGAUGUGGAGGAGCAUAGGCUGGAGGCUAUGGAUGUGAAGGAGAGGAAGCCUUACCGCUCGCUGACUAGGCGGCGGGACACCGAGCGCCGCUACACCAGCUCAUCAGCGGACAGCGAAGAGGGCAAGGCCCCACAGAAGUCCUACAGCUCCAGCGAGACCCUGAAGGCCUAUGACCAGGAUGCCCGCCUAGCCUAUGGCAGCCGUGUCAAGGACAUGGUACCACAAGAGGCUGAGGAGUUCUGCCGCACAGGCACCAAUUUCACUCUGCGUGAGCUGGGACUCGGAGAGGUGACACCCCCUCAUGGGACCCUCUACCGGACAGACAUCGGCCUCCCACACUGUGGUUACUCCAUGGGGGCCAGCUCAGACGCAGACCUGGAAGCUGACACUGUGCUGUCCCCAGAGCACCCAGUGCGCCUAUGGGGCCGAAGCACACGGUCAGGGCGCAGCUCCUGCCUGUCCAGCCGGGCCAACUCCAACCUCACCCUCACUGACACGGAGCAUGAGAACACAGAGACUGGUGCUCCCUUGCAUUGUUCAUCUGCUUCAUCAACCCCUAUUGAGCAGUCCCCCUCCCCGCCCCCCUCCCCUCCGGCCAAUGAGAGCCAGAGGCGGUUGCUAGGCAACGGUGUGGCCCAGCCAACCCCGGACUCAGACUCUGAGGAAGAGUUUGUCCCUAAUUCAUUCUUAGUUAAAAGUGGCUCCGCCAGUCUGGGGGUCGCAGCGAACGAUCAUCCCAGCGGCCUGCAGAACCACCCUCGGCUCCGGACACCUCCACCACCGCUCUCCCACGCCCACACCCCCAACCAGCACCACGCGGCCUCCAUCAACUCCUUGAACAGGGGCAACUUCACCCCGAGGAGCAACCCCAGCCCAGCACCCACAGACCACUCACUUUCUGGGGAGGCCCCAGCUGGCAGCGCUCAGGAGCCAGCUCAUGCCCAGGACAACUGGCUACUCAACAGCAACAUCCCGCUGGAGACCAGAAACCUAGGCAAGCAGCCCUUCCUAGGGACAUUGCAGGACAACCUCAUUGAGAUGGACAUUCUCAGCGCCUCCCGCCACGAUGGGGCUUACAGUGACGGGCACUUCCUCUUCAAGCCUGGAGGCACCUCCCCACUCUUCUGCACCACGUCUCCAGGGUACCCUCUAACAUCCAGCACCGUGUACUCACCCCCACCACGGCCCCUGCCCCGCAGCACCUUCUCCCGACCAGCCUUUAACCUCAAGAAACCCUCCAAGUACUGCAACUGGAAGUGCGCAGCCCUGAGUGCUAUCGUCAUUUCAGCUACCCUGGUCAUCCUGCUGGCGUACUUUGUGGCCAUGCACCUGUUUGGCCUAAACUGGCACCUGCAGCCGAUGGAGGGGCAGAUGUAUGAGAUCACGGAGGACACAGCCAGCAGUUGGCCUGUGCCAACGGACGUCUCCCUGUAUCCCUCAGGGGGCACUGGCUUAGAGACCCCUGACAGGAAAGGCAAAGGAGCCACAGAAGGAAAACCCAGCAGUUUCUUUCCAGAGGACAGUUUUAUAGACUCUGGAGAAAUUGACGUGGGGAGACGGGCUUCCCAGAAGAUUCCUCCUGGCACUUUCUGGAGAUCUCAGGUGUUCAUAGACCACCCUGUGCAUCUGAAGUUCAAUGUGUCUCUGGGAAAGGCAGCUCUGGUUGGCAUUUAUGGCAGAAAAGGCCUUCCUCCUUCCCAUACUCAGUUUGACUUCGUGGAGCUACUAGAUGGAAGAAGGCUCCUGACCCAGGAAGCACGGAGCUUAGAAGGUCCCCAACGCCAGUCUCGGGGUGUUGUACCCCCAUCCAGCCAUGAGACAGGCUUCAUCCAGUAUCUGGAUUCAGGAAUCUGGCACCUGGCCUUUUACAAUGACGGGAAGGAGUCUGAAGUGGUUUCCUUUCUCACUACUGCCAUUGAAUCAGUGGAUAACUGCCCCAGCAACUGCUAUGGCAACGGCGACUGCAUCUCAGGGACCUGCCACUGCUUCCUGGGCUUUCUGGGCCCCGACUGCGGCCGAGCCUCCUGCCCUGUGCUGUGCAGUGGGAACGGCCAGUACAUGAAGGGCAGGUGUCUGUGCCACAGCGGCUGGAAGGGUGCCGAGUGUGAUGUGCCCACCAACCAGUGCAUCGAUGUGGCCUGCAGCAGCCAUGGCACCUGCAUCAUGGGCACCUGCAUCUGCAACCCUGGCUACAAGGGGGAGAGCUGUGAGGAAGUGGACUGCAUGGACCCCACUUGUUCCAGCCGGGGUGUCUGUGUGAGAGGCGAGUGCCAUUGCUCCGUGGGAUGGGGAGGCACCAACUGUGAGACACCCAGGGCCACAUGUCUGGACCAGUGUUCAGGCCAUGGAACCUUCCUCCCAGACACUGGGCUUUGCAACUGUGACCCAAGCUGGACUGGACAUGACUGCUCCAUAGAGAUCUGUGCUGCGGACUGCGGUGGCCAUGGCGUCUGUGUGGGAGGCACCUGCCGCUGUGAGGAUGGUUGGAUGGGGGCUGCAUGUGACCAGCGAGCCUGCCACCCACGCUGUGCGGAGCAUGGGACCUGUCGGGAUGGCAAGUGUGAAUGCAGCCCGGGCUGGAACGGCGAGCACUGCACCAUCGAGGGCUGUCCUGGCUUGUGCAAUGGUAAUGGCAGAUGUACCUUGGACCUGAAUGGGUGGCACUGUGUCUGCCAGCUGGGCUGGAGAGGAACUGGCUGCGACACAUCCAUGGAAACUGCCUGUGGAGACAGCAAAGACAAUGAUGGAGAUGGACUGAUGGACUGCAUGGACCCUGACUGCUGCCUCCAGCCCCUCUGUCAUGUCAACCUGCUGUGCCUAGGCUCCCCCGACCCUCUGAACAUCAUCCAGGAGACACAAAUCCCUGCCCCCCAACAGAGCCUGCACUCCUUCUAUGACCGCAUCAAGUUCCUUGUGGGCAGGGACAGCACGCAUAUCAUCCCUGGAGAGAACCCCUUUGAUGGCGGGCAUGCAUGUGUCAUCCGUGGUCAAGUGAUGACAUCUGACGGGACCCCACUGGUUGGUGUGAACAUCAGUUUCAUAAAUAACCCUCUCUUUGGGUACACAAUCAGCAGGCAAGAUGGCAGCUUUGACCUGGUCACAAAUGGCGGCAUCUCCAUCAUCUUGAGGUUUGAGCGGGCGCCCUUCAUCACACAGGAACACACCCUCUGGCUGCCCUGGGACCGCUUCUUUGUCAUGGAAACCAUCAUCAUGAGACAUGAGGAGAAUGAGAUUCCCAGCUGUGACCUGAGCAACUUCGCCCGCCCCAACCCUGUGGUGUCUCCAUCCCCACUGACAUCUUUCGCCAGUUCCUGUGCCGAGAAAGGUCCCAUUGUCCCAGAAAUUCAGGCCCUUCAAGAAGAAAUCACCAUCACUGGCUGCAAGAUGAGGCUGAACUAUCUGAGCAGCCGCACCCCUGGCUACAAGUCCGUUCUGAGGAUCAGCCUCACCCAUCCCACCAUCCCCUUCAACCUCAUGAAGGUCCACCUCAUGGUGGCAGUGGAGGGCCGUCUCUUCAGGAAGUGGUUUGCUGCAGCCCCUGACCUGUCCUAUUACUUCAUCUGGGACAAGACAGAUGUCUACAACCAGAAGGUGUUUGGGCUCUCGGAAGCCUUCGUUUCCGUGGGUUAUGAAUAUGAAUCCUGCCCAGAUCUGAUCCUGUGGGAGAAAAGGACAGCAGUACUACAGGGUUAUGAAAUCGAUGCAUCCAAGCUGGGGGGCUGGAGCCUGGAUAAGCACCAUGCCCUCAACAUCCAGAGUGGCAUCUUGCACAAAGGGAACGGAGAGAACCAGUUUGUGUCUCAGCAGCCACCAGUCAUUGGCAGCAUCAUGGGCAAUGGGCGCCGCAGGAGCAUCUCCUGCCCCAGCUGCAAUGGCCUUGCUGAUGGAAACAAACUCCUGGCACCAGUGGCCCUCACCUGUGGCUCUGAUGGGAGUCUGUAUGUGGGAGACUUCAAUUACAUCCGCAGGAUCUUCCCCUCUGGAAAUGUCACCAACAUCCUGGAGCUGAGUCACAGCCCAGCGAACAAAUACUACUUGGCCACAGACCCCAUGAGUGGAGCUGUCUUCCUGUCUGACACCAACACCCGGCGGGUCUUCAAGAUCAAGUCCACCACAGUGGUAAAGGACCUGGUCAAGAACUCUGAGGUGGUGGCAGGGACUGGUGACCAAUGCCUCCCCUUUGAUGACACUCGCUGCGGGGAUGGUGGGAAGGCCACAGAAGCCACACUCACCAAUCCCAGGGGCAUUACAGUGGACAAGUUUGGACUGAUUUACUUCGUAGAUGGCACCAUGAUCAGACGCAUCGAUCAGAACGGGAUCAUCUCUACCCUGCUGGGCUCCAAUGACCUCACCUCUGCCAGACCUCUCAGUUGUGACUCUGUCAUGGAUAUUUCUCAGGUUCGCCUAGAGUGGCCCACAGACUUAGCCAUCAACCCAAUGGACAACUCUCUCUAUGUCCUCGACAACAACGUGGUUCUGCAAAUCUCUGAAAACCAUCAGGUACGCAUUGUUGCUGGAAGGCCCAUGCACUGCCAGGUUCCCGGCAUUGACUACUUCCUGCUCAGCAAGGUGGCCAUUCACGCAACCCUGGAGUCAGCUACUGCUCUGGCCGUUUCACACAAUGGAGUCCUAUAUAUUGCUGAGACUGAUGAAAAAAAGAUCAACCGCAUCAGGCAGGUCACCACAAGUGGUGAGAUCUCACUGGUUGCUGGGGCCCCCAGUGGCUGUGACUGUAAAAAUGAUGCCAACUGUGAUUGUUUCUCUGGAGAUGAUGGUUAUGCCAAGGAUGCAAAGCUGAAUACCCCAUCUUCCCUGGCUGUGUGUGCUGAUGGGGAGCUCUAUGUGGCCGACCUUGGGAACAUCCGAAUUCGCUUUAUCAGGAAGAACAAGCCUUUCCUCAACACCCAGAACAUGUAUGAGCUGUCUUCACCUAUUGACCAGGAGCUGUACCUCUUUGAUACCAGUGGCAAGCAUCUGUACACCCAGAGCCUGCCUACAGGAGACUACCUGUACAACUUCACCUACACAGGAGACGGCGACAUCACACUCAUCACAGACAACAACGGCAACAUGGUGAAUAUCCGCCGAGACUCUACUGGGAUGCCCCUCUGGCUGGUGGUCCCAGAUGGCCAGGUAUACUGGGUGACCAUGGGCACCAACAGUGUGCUCAGAAGUUUGACCACACAAGGACACGAGAUGGCUAUGAUGACCUACCAUGGCAACUCUGGCCUCUUGGCAACCAAAAGCAAUGAAAAUGGGUGGACAACAUUUUAUGAGUAUGACAGCUUUGGCCGUCUGACAAAUGUGACCUUCCCAACCGGCCAGGUGAGCAGUUUCCGAAGUGACACAGACAGCUCAGUGCACGUGCAGGUGGAGACGUCCAGCAAGGAUGAUGUCACCAUAACCACCAACCUGUCUGCCUCAGGUGCUUUCUACACUCUGCUGCAAGACCAAGUCCGGAACAGCUACUACAUCGGGGCUGAUGGCUCCCUGCGGCUGCUACUGGCCAAUGGCAUGGAGGUGGCACUGCAGACUGAGCCACACCUGCUAGCUGGCACUGUCAACCCCACUGUGGGCAAGAGGAAUGUCACACUGCCCAUCGACAAUGGCCUCAAUCUGGUAGAAUGGCGGCAGCGCAAGGAGCAGGCUCGUGGCCAGGUCACAGUCUUCGGGCGCCGGCUGCGGGUUCACAACCGAAACCUCUUGUCUCUGGACUUUGACCGUGUAACGCGCACAGAGAAGAUCUAUGAUGACCACCGCAAGUUCACCCUUCGGAUCCUAUAUGACCAGGCAGGGAGACCCAGCCUCUGGUCGCCAAGCAGCAGGUUGAAUGGUGUCAAUGUGACCUACUCCCCCGGGGGCCACAUUGCUGGCAUCCAAAGGGGCAUCAUGUCCGAGAGAAUGGAAUAUGACCAGGAAGGUCGCAUUGCAUCCCGGAUCUUUGCAGACGGGAAGACAUGGAGUUACACAUACUUAGAGAAGUCCAUGGUGCUGCUCCUCCACAGCCAGAGGCAGUACAUCUUUGAGUUUGACAAGAAUGACCGCCUCUCUUCCGUGACCAUGCCCAAUGUGGCCCGGCAGACUCUGGAGACCAUCCGCUCCGUGGGCUACUACCGGAACAUCUACCAACCUCCAGAAGGCAAUGCCUCAGUCAUACAGGACUUCACUGAGGAUGGACAAUUGUUGCACACCUUCUACUUGGGCACUGGUCGCAGGGUGAUUCACAAAUAUGGCAAGUUGUCAAAAUUGGCUGAGACACUGUAUGACACCACCAAGGUAAGCUUCACCUAUGAUGAAACAGCUGGAAUGCUAAAGACCAUCAACCUACAGAACGAGGGCUUUACCUGCACCAUCCGCUACCGUCAGAUUGGGCCCCUGAUUGACCGGCAGAUCUUCCGCUUCACAGAGGAAGGCAUGGUCAAUGCCCGUUUUGAUUACAACUAUGACAACAGUUUCCGGGUGACUAGCAUGCAGGCUGUGAUCAACGAGACCCCGCUGCCUAUCGAUCUCUAUCGCUAUGAUGAUGUAUCAGGAAAGACAGAACAGUUUGGGAAGUUUGGUGUCAUCUACUAUGACAUCAACCAGAUCAUUACAACAGCCGUCAUGACCCACACCAAGCACUUUGAUGCAUAUGGCAGGAUGAAGGAAGUGCAGUAUGAGAUUUUCCGCUCACUCAUGUACUGGAUGACCGUCCAGUAUGAUAACAUGGGGCGGGUAGUGAAGAAGGAGCUGAAGGUGGGACCCUAUGCCAACACCACCCGCUACUCCUAUGAGUAUGAUGCUGAUGGCCAGCUGCAGACAGUCUCCAUUAAUGACAAGCCACUCUGGCGCUACAGCUAUGACCUCAAUGGGAAUCUACACUUGCUGAGCCCUGGGAACAGUGCACGGCUCACCCCUCUCCGAUACGACCUCCGGGACCGAAUCACAAGGCUGGGUGAUGUGCAAUACAAGAUGGAUGAGGAUGGCUUCCUGAGGCAGCGGGGCGGGGAUGUCUUCGAGUACAAUUCAGCUGGCCUGCUCAUCAAGGCCUACAACCGGGCUGGCGGUUGGAGUGUCAGGUAUCGCUACGAUGGCCUGGGGCGGCGGGUAUCCAGCAAGAGCAGCCACAGCCACCACCUACAAUUCUUUUAUGCAGACCUGACCAAUCCUACAAAGGUCACCCACCUCUACAACCACUCUAGCUCUGAGAUCACUUCCCUCUACUAUGACCUGCAAGGACACCUCUUUGCCAUGGAGCUGAGCAGUGGGGACGAGUUUUACAUAGCUUGUGACAACAUCGGGACGCCUCUUGCUGUCUUCAGUGGAACCGGCUUGAUGAUCAAGCAAAUCCUGUACACAGCCUAUGGGGAGAUCUACAUGGACACCAACCCCAGCUUCCAGAUCAUCAUUGGCUACCAUGGUGGCCUCUAUGAUCCACUCACCAAACUGGUCCACAUGGGCCGACGGGAUUAUGAUGUGCUGGCUGGACGCUGGACAAGCCCAGACCAUGAGCUCUGGAAGCACCUGAGCAGCAAUAACAUCAUGCCUUUUAAUCUCUACAUGUUUAAAAACAACAACCCAAUCAGCAACUCUCAGGAUAUCAAGUGCUUCAUGACAGAUGUCAAUAGCUGGCUGCUCACUUUUGGAUUCCAGCUGCACAACGUGAUACCUGGUUAUCCUAAACCAGACACAGAUGCCAUGGAACCAUCCUAUGAGCUCGUGCAUACACAGAUGAAAACUCAGGAAUGGGACAACAGCAAGUCUAUCCUCGGGGUACAAUGUGAAGUCCAGAAGCAACUGAAGGCUUUUGUCACCUUAGAACGUUUCGACCAGCUCUACGGCUCCACUAUCACCAGCUGUCAGCAAGCCCCAGAGACCAAAAUGUUUGCCUCUAGUGGCUCCAUCUUUGGCAAGGGGGUCAAGUUUGCCUUGAAGGAUGGUCGAGUGACCACAGACAUCAUCAGUGUGGCCAAUGAGGAUGGGCGGAGGAUUGCAGCCAUCUUAAACAAUGCCCACUAUCUAGAGAACCUGCACUUCACCAUUGAUGGGAUGGACACCCACUAUUUUGUGAAACCAGGACCUUCAGAUGGUGACCUGGCCAUCCUAGGCCUCAGUGGGGGGAAGCGAACCCUGGAGAAUGGGGUCAAUGUCACUGUGUCCCAGAUCAACACCAUGCUCAAUGGCAGGACUAGACGCUACACUGAUAUCCAGCUCCAGUACAGGGCACUGUGUUUGAACACCCGCUACGGGACGACGUUGGAUGAGGAGAAGGCACGGGUGCUGGAGCUGGCCCGGCAGAGAGCUGUACGUCAGGCUUGGGCCCGAGAGCAGCAGAGACUGCGGGAAGGGGAGGAAGGCCUACGGGCCUGGACAGAGGGGGAGAAGCAGCAGGUGCUGAACACAGGGCGGGUACAAGGCUAUGACGGCUUCUUCGUGAUCUCCGUCGAGCAGUACCCAGAACUGUCAGACAGCGCCAACAACAUCCACUUCAUGAGACAGAGCGAGAUGGGCCGAAGGUGACAGAAAGGGCUGAGGCCUGGACUUCUUGCCAAAGACAGCUACUCUUCUGUGGCCGUAUACCUGACUGUGUUGUACUUUAAAAAACAAAAAACAAAAACUUUUUUUUAACAAGUGCAGAAAACAAAACAAAAAGAUACUGGUUGCAUUGUUAAUUCAUGCAACAUCCUUUUUUUUUUAAGAAAAGAAAAAACACAAAUUUGGCCUUCACACAUUUUUGCAAAGAACAGAAGGUUUUGGGUUUUUUUUUCUGAAGUGUGAUCACGAUGAAACCUUUAUUGUCGUUUGUUCCUCUUUUCCUUGAAGAAUUUUCCCUGUUGUUUGGGGUAUGUUUCUCCUCUCUUUGGGGUACACAUCUCCUGGGUUGUGUCCUUGUCUGUCCCUAGGUACCUGGUGUGAUGUGAGACACGACUGUCUGUGCUAACUUGUCUCGUGUGCAGCCCUUUCUUCUCUGACUAGGGUCAGGCAGGGGUGAGGGGUGCAUAGAGUGACGGGCCUGUAGAACCUCAGGAGCUUUGGCUAAUCUCCCACAGGCAAGUGGUGGGUUUUGCCCUUCCAUGUUUUGUACCUCCUGAGGACCACAGAUGGCUUCAUCUUGCCCUGGAAAAUUUCAUCACGUUGUUUAGCACCUUGUCAAGCUGCCCCAAACUCCUGUCCAAGCUUUAUAUUUUGAUGCUAAAUGAAUCCUCCUCCCCCUUUUGCAAAUCUCUCGUGUAGUUGUCAGUGCCACCCCUGCCACCCCCCACCCCCAUAUUGGGGUAGAGAAAGUAUCCCAGUUCCUUUCCCCUGUCUGGUGAUAUAACAUCCUGGGGCUUCGAGCCCUAUCCUUUACAAGAGGUGACAGCACCCAGGAUGUCUGUGAAUGGCUGAUCCUCCAUGAUGCCCUUUGCUCAUCUCCUCCUCUCUCCCAAAGCCAGACGUGAGAACCAGCACUGCACAGCGAGCCCUCUAUGUCCAGGGAAGGAGAGGAAACCCUGUCCCCAUGACUUUGGGUAUCUUCCUUCCAAUGCUCAGCUGCCACCACUUAAAAAUAGGAGUGUGGCAAGAGGUGCUUGGUGGCCUUUGAUCCUGGAAAGAUAUAAAAGAAAAAAAAAAAAAGUCAGCCAAAGAAAGGAGUCAGCAAAGGUGUGAACCAAGCAUUUUUCUAACCAGCUCCUGAAAUCUCCUCUGCCUCCCCUGUACAGGCUAAUCCCAGAGGUUCGGGAUCCCAGAGCCUCAAAACAUUCAGGAAAUCCCAUCUAUGAAGUUCUCCACUAGAGAAUCCCAGCCAGGAUUGUUUUUUAAAUUUUUAAAUAAGGAGAAAAGAGCUAAUUUAGUGUGACCUAUCAGUGUCAUACAACCCCAGCAGGAUCAAGGAUGGUGGUGCCCAUAGAUCCAGAAGGCCCGGCUAGCACUGUUCCCAUGAAAACCUCUGCACACAGCACCUAGAAGAGGGUGGGAGCAGAUGAAGCCCACGCUGGAGGGCUUCCCAGAGGGAGGCAGCAGCCAGCAAGCCAGGGGAAGCAAGGAGAGCAGAGGAGUGUCACAGCAAGAGCUCCUGGCUUGAGGAUUCCCUUCCUGGUUAGGCUGCCUAGAUACCAUUGUCAUUAGCACCCACAGGAGGCUCUGAGAGAGAAAGGAGGGGAUGCAAAUGCUUCCUUUUGAGCUGGGCUUCUUAGAAAAUGGGACCUUUAUGGGUAACAUUUACAUUAAGUGUGGAAAAUGAAUUCUGAGUCUGAGCUAUUCCCUGUGGAAACUUUAUUGGACUGAUAAGCUCAUGGCACUUUUAUAGCCUUACACAAGAAUCUUCAGAAUAUGACAUGAGUUAAUGAAACCAAGAAGGUCUCUUACUGCAUGAGAAUCAAAGCAAUGUGUAGUCUGGGUUCUGCCUAGUAGAGGGAGGUGUCCAAAGCUUCUCGGGGAGGGGAGCUCUCGCCUUAUGUUGUCCCACUGGGAUUAGAGGAUGUUUCGCUAAGUGCUCUUCCUGAUUCCAAAAAAAACUGAGACACUGCUGUAGCAGUGUGUCAUGGCCUGCUUGUCCACUGGUUGCCUGUUUCCUCUGGACCAGACUCUGCUUGGCCAGAUUUGAUGCUCCCUCAGGCCCACUGUGCCUGGCAUGAAUUGGUGAUGGAGACUCCCAUCUGCUAUGAUAAUUCUUAAAUGAGAUGGAAAACAGUUUGGUCUGAAGAACACAAGACUUUUUAUCCAAGAGUCUUAUGCCUCUCAAAAUGUACUUUUGCUAUAAGGGUCCUUUGGCAGAGCACUCUUGUCAGUUGGCCUAGUUGACCUGUCUCAUCCCAGCUUCCUGACAUUGAUCAAGACCCACUGGAGAUAUUUACUUGGAAGUCAGAGACAGCAUGUGACCCUAGGGAACCAUCUGCUUGUACCUCCUCAGCCUAUGUCUCCCUCUUUCCCUGCCCUUCUCCCUCAAGUAAUAGAUUUUUAGGACUCAAAGAACACAAUGAAUUAUUGAGUAUUCUUUUGUAAAAAGAAAUGAUCCUAUAUUUUUCCUGGGCUGCAUUCCACCAAGAAGACCUAGCUUCUACUGGGGAGACAUGUAAGCAUCCCUGAGCUCUAGCAGAGUUCAGCCGUGGGCUAGGCAGUACCAUGCACCUCCAUCUCAUACUAGUGCUGUCCUAGCAGAACAGGUUCCUUGGCCCCUUUGAGUUGGAGUACAUUCAGGCUGGGAGGUAACAGUCUCUCCUGCUGGGACCUGCAGUCCCAAUGCCUUGACAAAGGUGGAUUUGAAGGCAUGAGCAAUAGUUCUUUGCACCUAUUUAGGGGGCUUUGAGCAUUAAAUGCCAUCCUGAACAGCACUUGUCCUUUGGGCACUAACUAAAUCUAUCCACUUGUUAGAGUGACGAGGCCUCCCUCACUGACUAAGGUUCAUGAUUCUUUGGGGUGUUGGCUUCUGAACCUAGAAGAUUCAUUUUAGAACAGUUCUACCUUCUGCUCUACCUUCCACAACUGCCAAUGAGCCCCUCAUCUUCUGCCCCUUCUCCAUGACCUUAAAUAAGACUUUACUAAUCCCUCAACUUUGUCUUUUAAACCAUGAGACUCCCUUUAUAUCCACCGAUGACAUUGGGGGAGUUCUGUGGUAAACCACACCUUGGACAGCCUCGGACACUUGGCUCAGAAUACUUGCUGAGAAUUAGCCCAAGGACCACACCAGUGCCUGUCUCUACUGAGGGGUGGAAGGUCUGGAGGAAACUGAUGGACAGUUGAAGCUGGCCAGGACAGGUGCUUGCAAAUAACUGGGAUGGGAUGGGGCAGGAAGCAGCAGAUGGUGAAGCCAGGGCGCUGCAUAAACCCGAUGGUGCUUUAUAGGCACUGAGCAGGGAAAGAAGAAGAAAGGGUCUUUCAGCUGCGACUUUUAAGUAUUGCCUUUAUAGAAGACAAAGCUUUCAGUGUGACAUCUCAGAACACAGUUUUACCAAUCGCAGCCCUUGCAUUUGUGGUGGGCACGUGGUAAGAGCAGUGAUACUGGGCUUUGUGCCCAGGAGGAUGAGCUUGCUGGCCCUCAGCAUGAUGCUGGGCUGUGGGGUUUGAUCACCCAUUGUAUAAAGUUGAGAAUGUCUUUCAUCCAUCAUAGCAGCCACUUAGCCCAGGAGGUGGAUCCUGAUCCUGAUUGGGGGGAGACUUACCUCCCAUGGAGUCCCAGAAAGACCCAGUCUCUCCUUCCCUUUGGGAUCCUCAUCAGGACUACAAUCCCUCCACGUGAGGCACACCAUCCCCAGCGAGGUCAAAACUAUUGUCUGUAUUUUGUUGAAGGGAAGGAAGUGAAGAAAAGAACUAUAGUUAAAGACCCUUUUAUUUAGCCUUCCCAAUACAGCAAACUCAUUUUAAAGACUCAUUGCUCAGGUGACAGAGAGAAACUUUAUCCUCUCCAACCUUUCAUUCUCAAAAACCAGCUUGUGUACUUGACUGCCCUGAACAGUGGUGUGUUCUGAGGUUUGACUGUGGUGUGGAAGAUCAGAGGCCAGGGUGAAACCCUGUGUUGUGUUUAGGGGCCUUGAUGGGACUCCAUGUUGUGUUUCUAACCCUCUGUGGAACGCCAAAGGCACGAGACUGGGCAAACUCCUGGUCCCCAAGAAAAAAUGUGAUUGAUUCUGAAGGCAGAGGACUGAGGGAUAACUGCCCAUGGGCAGGCUCGGCAUCCCAGCUGCUGACCCACAGAUGUCUGGUGGCACCCAGCAACCCCAAUCCACCCACAGCCAGAACCCCACUGUUCUAAAUGCGCCUGUUGUUCUGAGGACUUCUGAACCCACAGCUCUGGCAAAGGACCAUCCUGAGCUGCCUCUGGACGACCAACACUGGAGACUCUGGCCUUACCAUGUGGAAUUAGUUUCCCUGAAGUCUGGAACUAAUUUGAGAAGUUUUUUUCUCAACACUUUUGUGUUUCUAACACUGUAUUCUUGACUGUGUAAAUACCAACAAGGCUGUAAAUAAAUGCAGAUGUAGAUACCUUCUAGAAAAAGAAAAAAAAGCAGAAAAACAAAACCAGAAGUGAUCCCGUUGUAGCCUUCGUUGACAAAUAAAAGAAUAUUUUGUGUUUAAA
Messenger RNA from Nannospalax galili (Upper Galilee mountains blind mole rat), 13597 nucleotides. It is a transcript of the gene Tenm4, whose product is annotated as teneurin transmembrane protein 4. The record is from RefSeq and is a predicted model, not a curated record. Gene Ontology annotation, molecular function: protein heterodimerization activity; protein homodimerization activity; cell adhesion molecule binding. Bases 592 to 9063 code for a protein of 2823 amino acids. NCBI's taxonomy places the organism in Eukaryota, Metazoa, Chordata, Mammalia, Rodentia, Spalacidae. The transcript has 33 exons. Gene Ontology annotation, biological process: neuron development; signal transduction; heterophilic cell-cell adhesion. Gene Ontology annotation, cellular component: neuron projection; membrane.